Molecule: messenger RNA, 2103 nt
Organism: Oreochromis niloticus (Nile tilapia)
Lineage: Eukaryota; Metazoa; Chordata; Actinopteri; Cichliformes; Cichlidae
Gene: sox21b
Product: SRY-box transcription factor 21b
Exons: 2
Coding region: 280-1026 (248 amino acids)
Biological process (GO): positive regulation of transcription by RNA polymerase II; brain development; neuron differentiation
Cellular component (GO): nucleus
Molecular function (GO): DNA-binding transcription activator activity, RNA polymerase II-specific; RNA polymerase II cis-regulatory region sequence-specific DNA binding
Source: RefSeq, a predicted model, not a curated record
AACCCCUGUAUUUCACAUGGGGCAGGCGGGAGUUACCAUCCACUUGCGUGUAUGCUGCUGCUGAGUGCUGGUUGACAGUCUCAGGCGACAAGAGGAAAGCAAGGCACAGUUUUUCUUUUGCUUCAUCUUCUUCAUAUUUACUAAAGCCGUACCACUGCUGGAUGGAACCAUGAAGCAGGAAACACUGGAGCACUCUUAAGGACGCUGCCGUUUGUACUUUUCGCAUGAUAAUCACCGGUGGGAUGAAGAACUGAAGUGUUAAAGACAGUUUGUUCCAACAUGUCUAAACCGAUGGAUCACGUUAAACGUCCGAUGAAUGCUUUCAUGGUUUGGUCCAGAGCCCAGCGCAGAAAAAUGGCUCAGGAGAACCCUAAAAUGCACAACUCCGAGAUCAGCAAGAGACUGGGAGCGGAGUGGAAACUUCUCACCGAGUCUGAGAAAAGGCCAUUCAUCGACGAAGCCAAACGGCUGAGAGCGAUGCACAUGAAGGAACACCCAGACUAUAAAUACAGACCGAGGCGGAAGCCCAAGACUCUGAUGAAAAAAGAUAAGUUUUCUUUCCCCGUGCCCUACAAUCUCGGGGAGCACGACGCACUCAAAGUUAACGGGCUUUCCACUGGAGCACUUUCCGAGUCUGUCAUUGGGAACCCCGAUAAGGCGGCAGCAGCUGCUGCGGCUGCGGCGGCCAGGGUAUUCUUCAACCCCUCCAUGUCCGCGAACCCCUACUCAUUUUUCGACCUGGGAUCCAAGAUGACCGAGCUUUCCCCACCUUCGUUUCCGUACGCUUCUCCUUUGGGCUACCCGCCGGGAGGCGCUACGGCUUUCACCGGGACUGGCAGUGUAGGUGGCGGGACGCACACCCACACUCACUCACAUCCGUCCCCGGGAAACCCAGGCUACAUGAUCCCGUGUAACUGUACGGCCUGGCCCUCAGCAGGACUCCAACCACCCUUAGCAUACAUUCUGCUCCCCGGGAUGGGAAAACCUCAACUUGAACCGUACCCUGCAUAUGCUGCGGCAUUAUGAUAGGCCCACUUUGGACAUCUGAGAAAAUGAAAUGUGAAAUCAAAACAAACAGAAAAAAAGCUAUUCACGCAAGAGUUUUAUUGUGCAUGCACAAACUUGUACAUGUGAUGAAGUGCUCGUCGUCUCAGAUAUCACAUGUGUAUGUAUAUUGAUUAAUGCCUUUAUCUAAGGUAAUGCUUAUUUAGAGAACUCUCUAAUCUAUUAUUACCAAGCCAUCACUUCACACAGCCACAAGGAAAAGGACUAAAAAGAUGGCACACAUGCACACAGUUUAGAGAGAGUGAGGUAUAAAAGCAGUUUCCCCUUGUGAAAACUCAUUUUUAAGGGUGUCCUGAUCGAUUUCUAUCUUUUGCACCUGCCUGACUAACCAGUUUGGAAUCAAGGGCAGCAUAUACAAUGACCAUGUUAAGGAUCAAGGCAUUUCCUCGCAAAUAAGUUGCUGGAGGUUAUAAUUCAUGGGUCAAGGGGAGUUGUUACAGCACUGUAAAUGUGUACAGAUAAAAAUGACUUUAGUUUAUUUGCCGUUAUAGGCUUAGUGUUUGAGAUAGGGCCAGGAAGAUACGUAUUUCACUAGAAACCCGGUGUAUAUUUUGAGUUUUUAAACCGUUUUAUAGAUGUCUGUACUAUUUAUUGUUUAGUGGAAUCUAUGGUGAACCAGACAAUUUUUUAAAAAAGUGAAUGAGGCUAGUUCUGUAUUAUUUGCACAUGAAACGUAGAGGAUGUAAUUUAUUUUGAAGGUGAUAUUCAGUUUUAAUGCUUUAUAACUUUCGGGGUUUGAUUCACCAAACCCCAUUUUCUUUCUCUUGAAAAAAAAAAAGUUCAGAUUUGAAGAUGCAGAAGAAGAAGAUUAAAAAAAAAGUUGCAGAUGGAAGUUUAUUUAGUGGGUUUAUAAUUUCCUGGAUUCACCAUUCUCCCACUCCUCGUAUCAUGUGCAGAAAAAAAAGACGUUUUUAACUAACUCUUAUGGAAUUUGUAUGUUUUGUGUUUUCUUUAACCUCCGUUAUGUACUUCAAACUAUUGCUACUGUUCACUUGUUCAGCAAAGGACUACAAUAAAGCGUAUUCGGAUUAAACGGAA